Molecule: messenger RNA, 1147 nt
Organism: Brassica napus (rape)
Lineage: Eukaryota; Viridiplantae; Streptophyta; Magnoliopsida; Brassicales; Brassicaceae
Product: probable protein phosphatase 2C 26
Exons: 11
Coding region: 107-1015 (302 amino acids)
Source: RefSeq, a predicted model, not a curated record
CUAAAACAAUCCUUUAUUUGUUCAUUUAAUCUAUACAAAACUAACAAAGUAACAGCCACAUGAUGGAAACAGAGUAGAGAGAAGAAGAAGACGUUUGUUGCAGGAAAUGGCGAUUCCGAUGACAAGAAUGAUGGUUCCUCCUCAGGUAAGCUCUUCGCUUCGUCUCUCGCAUCCGAAUCUAUCAAACUCCACUCGCGUUCCUUUGCUCUGUCGCUGUGCUCCAUCACAACUCCAACCACUUCGGUCUGGACUCUCUCUGUCGGCAGGAGCUCACGCCAUCCCGCAUCCAGAUAAGAUAGAGAAAGGUGGGGAAGAUGCUCUCUUUGUAAGUAGCUACAGAGGUGGUGUCAUAGCUGUUGCUGAUGGUGUUUCCAGCUGGGCUGAACAAGAUGUUGAUCCUUCCUUGUUCUCCAAAGAGCUCAUGGCUAAUGCUUCUCGUCUAGUUGAUGACGAAGAGGUGAGAUAUGAUCCUGGUUUCCUCAUUGACAAAGCUCACACCGCAACUACUUCCAGAGGUUCUGCUACAAUUAUUGUAGCGAUGCUUGAGGAAGUUGGUGUUCUGAAAAUAGGCAAUGUUGGAGACUGUGGACUUAAGCUUCUCCGAGAAGGUCAGAUCAUAUUUUCGACUACUCCACAAGAGCAUUAUUUUGACUGUCCCUUCCAACUAAGCUCUGAAGGCUCUGCUCAAACUUAUAUGGAUGCAUCGUUUAACAUAAUGGAAGUAAAGAAAGGAGACGUGAUUGUGAUGGGUUCAGACGGGCUUUUCGAUAACGUAUUUGAUCAUGAGAUUGUUAAUAUAGUGACCAAACAUACAGAUGUGGCAGAAUCAUCGAGAUUACUAGCUGAAGUGGCGAGUAGCCAUUCAAGAGAUCCAGGCUUUGAGUCUCCAUAUGCAUUGGAAGCAAGAGCCAAGGGGUUUGAUGUUCCUCUCUGGAAGAAGGCAUUGGGAAUGAAGCUUACAGGAGGGAAGCUUGAUGAUGUUACUGUUAUCGUUGCCCAAGUGGUGGACUCUUGAGUCUUAUGUGAUUGAUCUUUUCUCAUUAUUGAUUUGAACAAGUCUUUGUACAAAGACACUUGUCAUUGUGUUGGAUGAUCUUAUCAAAGAAAUUAAAUAUUUAUCCUUGUGAAUCAAACUCUUUAUAGCUCA